AUGCUGGGCCUCAAUGACACGCCCUUCCAGCCUGCCACACUCCAGCUGACGGGCAUUCCCGGGAUACAGACCGGCCAGGCCUGGGUUGCUCUGAUUUUCUGCAUCCUCUACCUCAUCUCCAUCAUAGGCAACUCCAGCAUCCUUGCCCUGGUGGUUCGAGAGCCGGCUCUGCACCAGCCCAUGUACUUCUUCCUCUCUAUGCUCUCUCUCAAUGACCUGGGUGUGUCCCUGUCUACGCUUCCCACGGUGCUGGCCACCUUCUGCUUCAGCUACCGCCACGUUGGCUUUGAUGCCUGCCUGGUGCAGAUGUUCUUCAUUCACACUUUCUCUUUCAUGGAAUCAGGCAUCCUUCUGGCCAUGAGCUUUGAUCGCUUUGUGGCUAUUUGUGACCCGCUGCACUACGCCACCGUGCUCACCAACAGCCGCAUCUUGGCUAUGGGUCUGGGUAUUCUGACGAAGAGUUUCACCACCCUCUUCCCUUUCCCCUUUCUGGUGAAGCGACUGCCCUUCUGCAAGGGGAACGUUCUGCAUCACUCGUACUGCCUCCAUCCUGAUCUCAUGACAGUGGCGUGUGGAGACGUCCGUGUUAACAACAUCUAUGGACUGUUUGUGGUCAUCUUCACCUACGGUGUGGACUCAUCUUGUAUCCUUCUUUCCUACGCGCUGAUCUUGAGAGCGGUGUUGGCCAUUGCAGCCCAGGAACAGCGGCUCAAGGCACUCAACACCUGUAUGUCACACAUUUGUGCAGUGCUAGCAUUUUAUGUGCCCAUAAUUGCUGUCUCCAUGAUCCACCGCUUCUGGAAAAGUGCCCCAGCUGUCGUCCAUGUCAUGAUGUCCAAUGUCUACCUGUUCGUACCUCCCAUGCUCAACCCCAUCAUCUACAGCGUAAAGACCAAGGAGAUCCGCAGAGGGAUCCUCAAGGUCUUCUGUAAAUCCCAGACCUGA
This is a messenger RNA of Jaculus jaculus (lesser Egyptian jerboa), 945 nucleotides long. RefSeq names its product olfactory receptor 51I1. Gene Ontology annotation, biological process: G protein-coupled receptor signaling pathway. Gene Ontology annotation, cellular component: membrane. The transcript has a single exon. The record is from RefSeq and is a predicted model, not a curated record. The coding region runs from base 1 to 945 and encodes 314 amino acids. NCBI's taxonomy places the organism in Eukaryota, Metazoa, Chordata, Mammalia, Rodentia, Dipodidae. Gene Ontology annotation, molecular function: G protein-coupled receptor activity; olfactory receptor activity.